CUUCUCUGUUUAUAUUUUUUUUAUUUUAUGGGUAUUCAUGGUUUAUCUACCUUUGUACAGAACAACCCCUCUUUAGGUGUUCAAAAAACAUGGUAUCUCAAUAAUGCUGAAAAGAAUAAUGAUCAUCUUAUAGUGGACGGCAAUGCUUUUGUAUAUCAUUAUGCUUAUCUUCAUCGUCAACAUUGGACACACGGUGGACAGUAUGAAUAUAUGGCUAAUGUUAUUCGACGUAUUAUAUCGAUUUGGAAACAAGCAGGUUUUACUUUGACAUUUCUAUUUGACGGAGCACUCCCUUAUGAUAAACAAGAAACACGGAUCAAAAGGUACAGAGAUUAUGUUGACCGAUCUGUUUUGACCAUGAACUGUUUAUCGCACAUCAACAAUGCCAACAAAGUACACUUAAGAUUAUUUACUCUGGAAGGACCUCAGUACAGCAGCGACCUUUAUGUUAUUCCACCCUUGACCAUCGAAGUCUGUAUGCAAACUCUUCGUGAACUUGAUGUUUCUGUUCUCACUUGUAUGGAAGAAGCAGAUGGUGUAGCGACGCAAUUGGCUCAAGAAACUCAAGGUUAUGUUGUUUCCAAGGAUUCUGAUAUGCACAUUUAUCCCGACUGUGGUAAAGGCUAUAUUCCCUUAGACUCUUUGGAGAUUUCUAGUUUAUACACCAAUGAUCAACACCAUGAUGAUGAUGAUGACCAUGAUAUUCCUUUGAUUAUAUCAGCUACAAUCUAUCAACCGAAAGUUUUAGCAAAUCUCCUUGGAUUGGAACUGAAGAUGCUACCUCUUUUUGGAACCUUAUUGGGUAAUGAUUAUUUAGAUAUACAGGUGAUCAAGUACCCUAUCAUGACCUGGUGUUCAAAGAAUGUUGGAUGGAACAAACAAAACACUAUUUCUCAUUGGAUAAAGAAUGUUGCCGAAUUUAUACGACAAAUGAAUCAUAUGUCUGAAUCUUCCUCUUCUAUCAUCUCUACGAUUAUGUCUCAACUGAAACCUAUCAUUUUGGAAAGUGGUAUGUCAAAGAAGAAUCAAAUAGUAAAUACUCUGGAGGAUAUGAUUUUGGCUUCUGUGAAACGAUACGAUCCUCAACAUUCAUUAUUGACAUCUUCACAGCAACAAAUUGAUAUUUCCUCCAUUCACAUUGCACCAAAACAAUACAGUCGACAAAUUCUGGAUUUAUCUAUCACACAUUCUUUCUGGGCUGGUGUCUUUUUGGAAGAUGUACAACAAUUAUCAAGCUGGUAUUUGAGUCGUUCUUUACGGCAGGCUAUGUAUGGAUGGAUGAAUAUGGACAAGAUCAACGAAUAUGUACGUGAAAAGCAACAUUUGGCUUGCGACACUGUAUCCGUAAGAACUAUCGACCAUGAUCAUGAUCAACAACAACUUUUACAUUUAUUUUUACAUCAUCAUCAUGUCAGUCCUACGAUGAAAAUGUGGAUGGAUUCCAAAAUUGCCAAACCUCUUCACCCUCUUGUGAUUUGUUUACGUUAUUUUGUUCAAGAGUCAUUGAAUACUGGACAACCUCUUGCCAAUCAUGAAGUUGUGGCUCUUCUUGUAGCAAGUAUGGUAGAUCUGGUACCAACAACUUUACCUGACGAAUUCUCCAGAGCAGAUGGACCGACAGAUUUGAUUUUAUUAUCAUCUUAUUAUAGAGACACCAAUCAACAACGACAACAACAACAAAAAGAAGAUGGAAUCAAAAUACCACCUUUGAGAAAACGAUCUAUUCAACUAUCAACUCAAUGGCAGCAUACUCUUCUCAGUUCGCAUUUCUUAGCUCAGGUAUUGUUAUACAACGACAGCAACUUUGAUCAACAUUUCAAUCAAACAGGUGUAUUGGCAACUUUGUACAAUGGUUUAGUAGUACAUACUUGCUUACAAAUGGGUCGAUUAGGUGCUAGCAUGGGAAGAAUGAUGUUGGGUGCUUCCACCAAAUGGAUGUAUCUAUUUGGCACUCUCUACGAUAUGAUCACCUCACUUGAAGGAGGACAAUCGGAACUCCAAGUGGAAAAGGUAUUUGAUUACAAGUUUGCAAAAGUGGCUUCUCUUAUGGAAAUGGAACAACGAAAGGCAACGAUCUCAUGGAUGAAAUCUCGGAUACUGAAAAAAUUGGAUGAUCAACGUCAAGAACGAAGAACAGUAAACAAGAAUAAUGGUAGCAACAACAAUAGCUACAAACGAAUGACAGGGAAAACAAUAGGGAGUAGUGGUGGAUUUGAAUCAAAAGACAAUGCCUUCAAUGUACUUAGUUUUGGAUGUCAAUUCGAUGAAUAGAUAUUAGAUUUAGAAUUAAUAUUAUUUGUAUAUCUUCUUGUAUAUUGUAAAUAAACAGUUUUUUUUUUUUUU
This is a messenger RNA of Halteromyces radiatus, 2343 nucleotides long. RefSeq lists its product as uncharacterized. Bases 28 to 2271 code for a protein of 747 amino acids. Gene Ontology annotation, molecular function: nuclease activity. The record is from RefSeq and is a predicted model, not a curated record. The transcript has 2 exons. NCBI's taxonomy places the organism in Eukaryota, Fungi, Mucoromycota, Mucoromycetes, Mucorales, Cunninghamellaceae.